AUGCUCUCACGCCACACAUCAUGUCCUCACACCCUGAAAACUACAUCGUGGAGCAAAGAGGACACUGACAAAACGCCGACAGGCAAGACAGAGCAGGUUCUUCUUUUUGUCUUCUCCAUCUUGCGGAAAGUGGCAUGGGAUUACGGCCGUCUGGCCCUGGUGACCGAUGCUGACAGACAGAAGAGAAGAUUCAGCGGUCUGGUGGAGCGGGAGUAUGUGGCUUCAGCUCUUCAUUCUGAAACACCAGACCGUUAUGAACGUCUCACCUCCGUCUCUAGCUCGGUGGAUUUCGAACAACGAGAUAAUGGCUUCUGUUCCUGGUUGACAGCCAUAUUCAGAAUAAAGGACGAGGAGAUCCGGGAGAAGUGCGGUGAAGAUGCCGUUCAUUACCUGUCGUUCCAGCGGCACAUCAUCGGUCUGCUGGUUGUGGUGGGCGUGCUGUCGGUGGGCAUCGUUCUGCCGGUCAACUUCUCAGGCAACCUGCUGGAAAACAACGCAUACAGCUUUGGACGCACAACGAUCGCCAACUUGAAUUCUGGGAAUAACCUCUUAUGGCUGCACACGUCAUUUGCCUUCAUGUACCUGCUCCUCACCGUCUACAGCAUGAGACGCCACACGUCCAAGAUGCACUACAAAGAAGAUGAUCUGGUGAAACGCACUUUAUUUAUCAACGGCAUCUCCAAAUACGCAGAAGAAAGCCAUAUAAAACAACACUUUGAACAGGCGUACGAGAACUGCAUUGUACUGGAAGCGCGCGUUUGUUACAACGUGGCCAAACUGAUGUCCCUCAACGCCGAGAGGAAGAAGACUGAACGCAGUAAGAAAUUUUUCACAGAUCUGAUGGCUAAGGAGCACAUGUCUGCCAUGAUCAACCCCAAACCCUGCGGUCACCUGUGCUGCUGCGCCAUUACAGGCUGUGAAGAGGAGGAGGCUGUGAGUUAUUACACCAAACUGGAGGCCAAACUGAAAGAGGAGUACAGGAAGGAGAAGGAGAAAGUCAACACCAAGCCGCUGGGCAUGGCGUUCGUCACCUUCCAGAACGAGGCCAUGACUGCAAUCCUGCGCGUGUGUGCGCGUGUGUGUGUGUGUGUGCGUGCGCGUGUGUGUGUGUGUGUGCGCGUGUGUGUGUGUGGUUUGCUGACGUGGUGUUUUGAUCGCAGGGAGAAUCUGUCUUUGGGAGGAGUUUCCUGGUGGCUUCGCUGCUUCAUCAUUAACUGCAUCCUCUUCAUCCUCCUCUUCUUCCUCACCACCCCGGCCAUCAUCAUCUCCACUAUGGACAAGUUCAACGUCACCAAGCCUGUGGAGUAUCUGAACAACCCAAUCAUCACCCAGUUUUUCCCCACGCUGCUCCUGUGGGCCUUCUCCGCCCUGCUGCCCACCAUCGUCUACUACUCCGUCUUCUUUGAAGCCCAUUGGACCAGGUCGGGCGAGAACAGGACCACCAUGCACAAGUGCUACACCUUCCUGAUCUUCAUGGUUCUCCUGUUGCCGUCUCUGGGUCUCAGCAGUUUGGACGUUUUCUUCCGCUGGCUGUUCGACAAAAAAUUCCUGGCCGAAGCUACCGUCAGAUUUGAGUGCGUCUUCCUCCCGGAUAACGGAGCGUUUUUUGUGAAUUACGUAAUCGCGUCGGCGUUCAUCGGAAACGCCAUGGAUCUGCUGCGGAUUCCAGGUCUGCUCAUGUACAUGAUCCGGCUGUGUUUGGCUCGUUCGGCCGCGGAGAGACGCAACGUCAAGCGGCAUCAGUCAUAUGAGUUUCAGUUCGGAGCUGCCUACGCCUGGAUGAUGUGCGUUUUCACCGUCGUUAUGACGUACAGCAUCACCUGUCCAAUCAUUGUCCCCUUCGGGCUGAUGUACAUGCUCUUGAAGCACCUGGUGGACAGGUACAACAUGUACUACGCUUACCUGCCCUCCAAACUCGACAAGAAAAUCCACUCCGGAGCCGUCAAUCAAGUGGUGGCUGCGCCAAUCCUCUGCCUCUUCUGGCUGCUGUUCUUCUCCACCAUGCGGACAGGGUUCUUGACUCCGACGUCCAUGUUUACCUUCGUGGUGCUCAUCAUCACUAUCGUGAUCUGCCUGUCGCACGUGUGCUUCGGUCACUUCAAGUACCUCAGCGCACACAACUACAAGAUCGACACCAAGGACACGGAGAUCGACGGAGUGGAGAACGGACGUCCUGCUAGAUCUUCACCAUCCAACAAAUCUCAGCAGCAGAUGUACAUCGCCCAGGUCCUGCAGGACCCAAACUCUGACGAGACCGGAGCAGGCAGCGGAGAGUCCUCGCAGGACGAGGAGAUGAUCAACGCCGGGAACAGCCUGAACGAGGCCGACUUCCAGUCCGGAGAGGACAGUCUCAUCGCCAACGAGGUCCACCAGUAACCACAGCCGAGACGGGAGGACACAUGUCUGCUUGUCCCCGUCGAACGCUGUGAACCCAAUUUACAGCACCUUAGAAACCCACGUCUGCCAAAACACUCAGACUGUACAUAAGCACACGCUCCCAACGCUUACAAACCAUUUUGCACAUGUGCAUGAACACACCGGCGACUGCUCGUUUGGAAGCUCAAAACCCAAUCCAGUUGGAAUCGGAAUCACGUCAAGUGCAAGACUUCCCGGGUUUCCCUUUUAGAAAAAAUUCCAAGUUUGGUAAAAAAAAAAAAAAAGAGCCUCAAGAAAUGGAAUA
This is a messenger RNA of Sinocyclocheilus grahami, 2680 nucleotides long. RefSeq names its product CSC1-like protein 2. Gene Ontology annotation, cellular component: plasma membrane. Gene Ontology annotation, molecular function: calcium-activated cation channel activity. The record is from RefSeq and is a predicted model, not a curated record. Bases 1 to 2376 code for a protein of 791 amino acids. The transcript is spliced from 23 exons. NCBI's taxonomy places the organism in Eukaryota, Metazoa, Chordata, Actinopteri, Cypriniformes, Cyprinidae.